Molecule: messenger RNA, 3048 nt
Organism: Trifolium pratense (red clover)
Lineage: Eukaryota; Viridiplantae; Streptophyta; Magnoliopsida; Fabales; Fabaceae
Product: serine/threonine-protein kinase BLUS1
Exons: 19
Coding region: 572-2689 (705 amino acids)
Biological process (GO): protein phosphorylation
Molecular function (GO): protein kinase activity; ATP binding; protein serine/threonine kinase activator activity
Source: RefSeq, a predicted model, not a curated record
AUACCAAAAUGAAAGUGUAUUUAUACUUAUUUAUAGAAGGAGGUAGUACUAGUAUUUAAGAGUGUGUUUAGGUGUAGUGUAUGAUAGAAGUAGAAGGAAGAGUGGUUACAUAAGAAAAGAAAGAUAGAAUAGAAUAAAAAAAAAAGAAGGAAGAGGGGUGUGGCGGGAGAUAGCAAAACAGAACACUCUUCUCUGUUUACGGCCAUCCGAUAAGAUAGGAAGCAAAGCAAAACAAAAAGAAAGAAAAGCCCAAUUCUCUACAAUUUUAUUUUAUAAUCCUAUAGUACAGAAAAAAGCAAUUACAUUAGUUUCAUUUCACGAGAAAUCUGCGGAAUUCCCCAAAAUUCAUUCAAUUACAUCAUCAUCAUCAUCAUCACAUUACAUUACGUAUCUCUUCCGAUUUAUUUUUUCCUUUCUCAUUCAUUCAUUCAUUCAUCACUAUCGUCACUCUCUCUCUCUCUUUUCCUUUUUUGUUUUCUUCUUCGCCGUUCUUAUUUUAAUCACACCACCACCACCGCCGCCGCUUAUAGCUUUUUUUUUAUCAUCAUCAUCAUCAUCGUCGAUUUGCAGCAUGAAGGAUAAAGAUAAAGAUAAGGAAAAGGAAUCCGAAAAGAAAAAGUAUCCUAUCGGCGCCGAACAUUACAUUCUUUACGAAGAGAUUGGUCAAGGCGUUAGUGCUUCCGUCUUCCGUGCUCAAUGUGUUCCUUUCAACGAGAUCAUCGCUAUCAAGAUUCUCGACUUCGAACGUGACAACUGCGAUCUGAAUAAUAUAUCUCGUGAAGCACAGACAAUGGUUCUAGUGGACCACCCUAACGUGUUGAAAUCACACUGUUCAUUCGUUAGCGAUCACAAUCUAUGGGUUGUGAUGCCAUUCAUGUCUGGUGGUUCAUGUCUUCACAUAUUGAAAGCUGCACAUCCUGAUGGAUUUGAAGAGGUUGUUAUUGCAACUGUACUUAGGGAGGUAUUGAAGGGUUUAGAGUAUCUUCAUCAUCACGGUCAUAUUCAUCGUGACGUUAAGGCUGGUAAUAUUCUUAUUGAUUCUCGCGGUGCUGUUAAGCUAGGCGAUUUCGGUGUUUCUGCUUGUCUUUUUGAUUCCGGUGAUCGCCAACGCUCUAGAAAUACUUUUGUUGGAACACCUUGUUGGAUGGCACCUGAGGUCAUGGAGCAACUGCAUGGUUAUAACUUCAAAGCUGAUAUCUGGUCAUUUGGCAUAACUGCUUUGGAGCUUGCCCAUGGCCAUGCUCCUUUCUCAAAGUAUCCACCCUUGAAGGUACUGCUUAUGACCUUGCAAAAUGCACCCCCAGGCCUUGACUAUGAAAGGGACAAGAAGUUCUCCAAGUCUUUUAAGCAGAUGAUUGCUUGUUGUUUGGUAAAAGAUCCUUCAAAAAGACCCUCAGCAAACAGGCUGUUAAAACAUUCCUUCUUUAAGCAAGCUCGCUCCAGUGAUUAUAUUAGCCGAACUCUAUUGGAGGGGCUACCUGCUUUGGGUGAUCGCAUGGAGAUUCUAAAGAGAAAAGAAGAAGAUAUGCGUGCACAAAAGAAAAUGGCUGAUGGGCAGAUGGAGGAAUUAUCACAGAAUGAAUACAAACGAGGCAUUAGUGGAUGGAACUUCAACCUUGAAGAUAUGAAGGCUCAGGCUUCCUUGAUCAACGAUUUUGACGAUGCUAUAUCUGAUAUUAAUCAUGUGGGAAGUUCAAGUUCCUUAUCCAAUCUUGAUGCGCCGCAAGAUAAGCAACAGCCAAGUUCAAGUCACUGCCGUUCUCAAACUGUUGACAUGGAGGAAAAUAAUGAAACACAUAACCAAUUGGCUUCUGUUGUGGUAGUUGAUUCCACAAUAAAUGAUGCCAAGACUAAAGUUGAAAAAUCUGAUGAUGAUUUUAGCAUCACCAGCUCAAGCCACGAACCACAAACUUCUUCCUGUCAUGAUGAUCAUGUGGACCAACGUUUAGGUGAAAAAUCUGAUGUUGAAAAUGGCGUAAGAUCCACGGAGGGCAUGGCUAUCCCUCCUCAUCACAGAAGAGGAUGUUCGUCAAGCAUAUUACCGGAAGUUACUCUUCCACCUAUUCGAGCAGAUUGUGAGAAGCUACAAAAUCUUCCCUCAAACGUCUCAAGUGCCAAUGCAACUUCAGUUCUACAAGCAGGAGAGGAUGUGCUUACUGAACUUCCUUCUAGAGUCUCAAAAUCAUCAGCUAAUUCUGAUGACACAGAUGAUAAAGCAAAGGUACCCGUUGUUCAACAGAGAGGACGUUUUAAAGUUACAUCUGAGAAUGUUGACCCGGAAAAGGUGGUUCCUUCUCCUAUACUGCAAAAGAGUCACAGCAUGCAGGUUAUAAGCCAGCAUAAUGCUACUCCUGUACAUUCACCUUUACCGUUAUUAUCAACUAUAUCUGAUUCUACGCCAUCAAAUAUUUCUGGCUGUUCUCUGUUCCCCGUGUUGCACUCUGUGCUGCAGACAAAUAUUCUUCAGAGGGAUACCAUUCUAACUUUAAUGAAGCUAAUUACUGCGGGUGAAUCUGCCGCUGAUAGCACAAAUACCCCAGCACAGAUAGCAGCAACGGAGAAAUCAUUGCUUGAAUCAGCUCACGAGAGGGAAAAGGAGUUACUUCAUGAGAUAACUGAUCUGCAAUGGAGGCUCAUAUGCACCCAGGAAGAGCUUCAAAAAUUGAAAACAGAUAAUGCUCAGGUGUGAUUGGAUUGUCAGAAAUGGAUAUCAGAAGUGAUUCCGUUGUUUAAGUGUGGAUGAUUGGAUUUUCCUUAAAUCUAAGUUCUUCGUGGGCACUUUUAAGGUGCAAGGAGAAAGUUGAAUUGUGACCAAUUGAACAUCAUUGACUAGAUAUUUGACUAGAUGUUGAAUACUUUGUUACUUUUAGGUUAUUUUAGUUGAUAAGAAAUUUAUCAUAGCUCCUUGUUUCUUUGGCAGCAUAAUAGCUCAUUCUUAGUGCAGAUUCGUUGUUCAUAAUUAUUUUUUGUAAAUGAUUUUAGUGUUAUUUCUUUUCUUGGUUGUAAAUUACCGUGCACUUUCAUACAUGAAAUUUUCUUAACGUACAA